Molecule: messenger RNA, 1571 nt
Organism: Pezoporus flaviventris
Lineage: Eukaryota; Metazoa; Chordata; Aves; Psittaciformes; Psittacidae
Gene: DCLRE1B
Product: DNA cross-link repair 1B
Exons: 4
Coding region: 77-1453 (458 amino acids)
Biological process (GO): double-strand break repair via nonhomologous end joining; interstrand cross-link repair; protection from non-homologous end joining at telomere
Molecular function (GO): 5'-3' DNA exonuclease activity; damaged DNA binding
Source: RefSeq, a predicted model, not a curated record
CCGCCUCCUCGCCCUCCGCGCCUGCGCGGCUCCGCCCACCCGAAUUCGGCGGGAAGCGGGGUCCCGCGCUCCCGCCAUGAGCGGCACGGUGAUCCCCGGGACGCCCAUCGCCGUGGACUUCUGGAGCGUGCGCAGGGCCGGCGGCGCCCGCCUCUUCUUCCUCUCGCACCUGCACUCGGACCACACCGUGGGGCUCUCCAGCACCUGGAACCGGCCCCUGUACUGCUCGCCGCUCACCGCCCGCCUCCUGCACCGCCGCCUGCAGGUGCCGGCGUGCUGGAUCCGUCCCCUCGAGGUGGGCCAAAGCCAUGUCCUGGGCGAGGAGGUGACAGUGACUCUGCUCGACUCCAAUCACUGCCCCGGCUCGGUCAUGUUCCUCUUCGAGGGCACCUUCGGCACCAUCCUUUAUACAGGGGACUUCCGCUACACCAGUGCCAUGCAGGGCGAGGCGGUAUUGAGGGGCCGCCACAUUGACCGCCUGUACCUGGACAACACCCACUGCAACCCGCAGCGGUCCCUGCCCUCGCGGCAGCACGCCACGCACGAGGCCGCGCGCAUCAUCCGCAAGCACCCGCGGCACCAAGUCGUUAUCGGUGUGUACAGCCUGGGCAAGGAGAUGCUGCUGGUGGACCUGGCAGUGGAGUUCAGCACCUGGGUGGUGGUGAGCCCCUGGCGCCUGGAGCAGAUGCGGCUGUUGGAGCUGCCUGAUGUGUUCACCGCUGAGGAGGGCGCCGGCUGGAUCCGUGCGGUGGAUGUCGCUGAGAUCCGCUGGGAUACCCUCGUCAGCUGGAACACGCUGCACCCUACCAUCGCCAUCCUCCCUACCGGCAGGCCCAUGAAGGUCACGCAUCCCAACAUCCACCUCAUUCCGUACUCGGAUCACUCGUCCUUUUCGGAGCUGUGCGAGUUUGUGAAGUGGCUGAAACCUUGCUCAGUCAUCCCAAUUGUGAAGGGCGGCAUGUGCCAGGCUUACUUUCAAGAAUACCUAAGUUCUGCCCCCCAGGCACUUCCUGACCUCAGAGUCCUAAAACCUGUGCAGGAAUCUGUACAGCAGCAAAGCAGAAAGAAAGGGCAGGAACCCAAGUGUCUCUUGAAGAGAGCUGUGUGGCAUUCUGUGCCCAGAGGAGUUGUUUAUGAGUCGCUAGAGAAAUACCCUGAGAAUUCUGAAGAGUUCAGAGGUUUUGAGGUUCCUCAGCAGAACUGCUGCGAGUCCGCUUGCUGCUUGACUGAAGGUUGCACUUGUCACAUGGGCAAGGAGAAAGGGAAGGAAGAGCAGAGUGGAGAACAGCCAGGAGUAGCCAAGGCAGCUAGUGCUGUCAGCCAGGCGCCUGUUUCCGAUGAGCCCUUUCCAACUGGACUUGCAGAGCAGUAUUUGCUCACUCCCCUGAAUGUCCUAAAGCAGAAUUCCUCACAGAAAUUUGACAAGCUGGUGGAAGACUUCUUUAGGAGAUGAGAAGCACUUUGAAAAACUGUGACACUUGCCAGUGCCAAUGCGUUCUAUGCAUUCGAAGGCACGGGCUCAGGUUUCCCAUCAGAAGAGAGGAGCUGCGCUCUUGGGGCUCUUUACAUCU